CCAGCUCUGUGCAGCCGCUACUGCGCAUGUUGCAUGACAGGUAGCACGCAAGCCUCCAUCUUGGGCUUCCCGAGCUGAGGCGAAAGAGCAGCAGCCAUAUAUAUACACACACACAGUGAUUCCAAAAUAACAACAAACCGGGCGAGGUAAUAAAAAAAAAAAAACUUGGCAUUUUGCCGAGAUGUAACUUUUCAACAAAUUCAUUCAAUACAUUUCUUCAGUGGAGAAAGCGGAGAACAGAAUGGGAAAGAAAGACAGCGUAUGGUCUAGAAGGCUCUGUUAACAACUGCACUGUCAGCUUUACCGGGUCUAGUUUUCGAAGGAAUUGACAGGUGACAAAUCCAAACGGCUCAUUUUACACCAGAAUGUGCAUUAAGAAGCUCGCCAUCUUGCUCCUGGUCCUCGCUCUUUGUGUAGAGGGAGGAUCUGCCAAAGAAAAAGGAACAAAGAAGGGAAAGAAAAAAGGGAAGCAGGUUUACUGCCCAUCACAGCUGUCAUCUGAGGAUUUGGCCCGAGUCCCAGAAAAUUCAACCAGUAACAUCUUGAACAGGUUACUGAUCACCUAUGAUCCCAGAAUAAGGCCCAACUUCAAAGGAAUUCCUGUGGAAGACAGAGUGAACAUUUUCAUCAACAGUUUUGGCUCCAUCCAAGAAACAACCAUGGAUUACAGAGUCAACAUCUUCCUGCGGCAGCGCUGGAACGACCCCAGGCUGAAGCUACCGCAGGACUUCAAGUCGGAUUCUCUCACUGUCGAUCCAAAGAUGUUCAAAUGUCUUUGGAAACCUGACCUGUUCUUCGCUAACGAGAAGAGUGCCAACUUUCAUGACGUUACUCAGGAGAACAUUCUUCUUUUCAUUUUCCGUAACGGGGACGUCCUCAUCAGUAUGAGGUUGUCCGUCACCCUUUCCUGUCCGCUAGAUCUGACAUUGUUCCCUAUGGACACACAGAGGUGUAAGAUGCAACUUGAAAGCUUUGGCUAUACCACAGACGACCUGCGGUUUAUGUGGCAGACCGGAGACCCAGUGCAAAUGGACACCAUCGCUCUGCCACAGUUUGAUAUCAGACAAGAAGAUAUUGAUUAUGGGAACUGUACCAAAUUCUAUUCUGGAACAGGGUACUACACCUGUGUAGAGGUUAUCUUCACCCUAAGGAGACAGGUUGGCUUCUAUAUGAUGGGUGUUUACGCCCCCACGCUGCUCAUCGUAGUCCUCUCAUGGCUGUCCUUCUGGAUCAACCCUGAUGCGAGUGCUGCCAGGGUGCCUUUGGGCAUCCUCUCGGUGCUCUCUCUGUCCUCGGAGUGCACCUCCCUGGCAUCGGAGCUGCCCAAAGUGUCCUACGUCAAGGCCAUAGACAUCUGGCUCAUCGCUUGCCUGCUGUUUGGUUUCGCCUCGCUGGUGGAGUACGCUGUGGUUCAAGUGAUGCUCAAUAGCCCAAAGCGCAUUGAAGCAGAGAAGGCCAAGAUGGCAUCCAAGGAGAAGGCUGCAGGGAAGAGCCCCACUGCCAAGAACAACACGGUCAACGGGACCGGAGGGACGCCGCUGCAUGUCAGCACCUUGCACGUGGCGGAGACUCGCUGUAAGAAGGUGUGCACCUCUAAAUCAGACCUGCGGACCAACGACUUCAGCAUCGUGGGCUCGCUCCCGCGGGACUUUGAGCUGUCAAACUUUGACUGCUACGGCAAGCCCAUCGAUAUCGCCAGUGCUCACGGCAAAUCCCAUGCCAAGAACAACAAGAAACCUCCUCCCCCGAAACCAGUCAUCCCCUCUGCUGCCAAAAGGGUUGACCUGUACGCCCGAGCCCUCUUCCCUUUCUCCUUUCUCUUCUUUAACGUGGUUUAUUGGUCCGUAUACUUGUGAUUAUUUUGUAAUUAUCUUGUGAUGUUCACCCCCCCCCACUUCCCUCCCGUGAGUGCUUUAUUAAUCGGAUUACAUUCAAAAGGUUUAAUUCCAAAGUUACCAUUGAGUGUGUUUACAUGCAAACUAUUAUCCUGGUUUUGAGUCUUAUCCUGAAAACUCUGGUUAUUCAUAUCCCUGUAUACAUGAUCACUACAGAAGCCAGGUUUCUAAUCGUCUGUCUGCAGGCGUGCUCACCAUUUUACCCACUACCUUUGGCACUAACAAAUAAUCUUCAUUAACCUGGAUAAGAUGAUAAAAUGCCAAGGUAUCCUGGUUUCUAUCAAAGUACUCCAGCUAGCAUAUCCAGGUUUCUAUAACUAGGAUAUGAUGUUUACAUGUGCGACAGAUAACCGGGAUACUCCAAAACCAGAUCAUAGCGAGAAUGAGCAUGUAAACGCACUCAUAGAGAAAUGUCAAUCAUACCCAUACAAAAUAAUCUUAGGAAGAAAAUAAAAUGUCUAUGUAUAAUUAUUAUUGUUAUUAUCACAUUUAUAUUGACAUAACAAUACAAAAAUCAACACCAAUCAUAGUUUUUGUGUUGAACACAAUUUUAACCUAAUCUUUCUUUACGUAAAAUUUAUAUAUAUAGAAUCUUGUACUGAAACACUUAAUUUAUUGUUAAUUGUACUUUAGAGGUUAAUACAGGAUUUGGGGUUAAUACAGGGUUAAUACAGAUAUAACCCACGGAAGAUUGAAUUCGUAACAACCGACCGGAAGAUGCACAGAUCUAUAAAAGAGCAUUUGUAAAUAGCUAUUUGAUUUUUCACUUCCUUGCCAAGUGGGAGUCUGCCUGCAAGUUUAAUAAGUUAAAUCCUUUUAUUUAAGCUUUAAUGCGAAAUGUAACAGUGUAAUUAAUUGCAUGUUAAAAGAAAUUGCAUGUUUAUCAAAGUAAAAUCUUUAAAAAAAACAUGUAUAUAUAUAUAAAGUUAUAUAUAUAUACAUAUAAGUAUUUAUAAAAAGUUAUUAUUCUUAUUAUUUGCUCUUGAGGAGAUAAAUGGAUAUGUGAAACACUGUUCCUGUUCAGAUGGUUAUGUAACACUGCCACCUUUCCAACAAAUGUACUGUCUGACAUUACCCAACUGUAGCGUGUGUAAAUGGGUCACUAUAAUCUGUGACCAUGUGUUUGUGAAGUUUACAAGCAAAGACAAAUGAAUCCAUUGACUUUUCACCAUCUGAUGUAAUUAAAAAUCAACACAGAUUUGAAUUCCUAAA
Molecule: messenger RNA, 3107 nt
Organism: Etheostoma spectabile (orangethroat darter)
Lineage: Eukaryota; Metazoa; Chordata; Actinopteri; Perciformes; Percidae
Gene: glrbb
Product: glycine receptor, beta b
Exons: 10
Coding region: 366-1856 (496 amino acids)
Biological process (GO): chloride transport; monoatomic ion transmembrane transport
Cellular component (GO): postsynaptic membrane
Molecular function (GO): extracellularly glycine-gated chloride channel activity; transmembrane signaling receptor activity
Source: RefSeq, a predicted model, not a curated record